Molecule: messenger RNA, 162 nt
Organism: Sphenostylis stenocarpa
Lineage: Eukaryota; Viridiplantae; Streptophyta; Magnoliopsida; Fabales; Fabaceae
Source: the annotation of a GenBank genome assembly
AUGAGUAGCUCCAGCUGCCACAAUACUGUGCACAUGUCAGCUUACAGCAGCAAAAUUGUGGCACAGCACUGCAAAAAUCAAAAGUCCUGUAAAAAUCAAGUUGUGGCCUCAAGAGAUGAAGACAACAAUAUUCAAACUGGUGUGAAAGUGGAUGAACCUUAA